AUGCAAAUUAACAUGCUAGAGGAUAAUGAGGAUGAUCAUUCUCAAACAUUUGCGUCCCCAAAAUCUAUCAAACUGCAUAUCAAAUCAGCGCCAAAGACUCAUCGCUACUGUAUUGUGUGCAAAAAAGAAGCAGGUCAUCGCCAUCGAUUGAUACAAGUCUCUUCAGAUGCCAGGACCCAAGUAUUUGUUGAAAAGGGAAUUUUCAUUUUACAGAAAAAUCGUUGUUGCAAAAAGCACAUGAAUGAUAAAUACUUCACAUCAGCAGCAUUGCAAGAACUGCAGUCAUCAAAGGAUUUUGAAUUCUUUUCACGCACAGAUAUACUGGAUCUUUUAAAUAAUCUUAGGCGAAAAAUGAAAUCAACAUCUUCCCAUUUGAACUUUGAUGUGUCAUCUCAGUUGACAGAAGAUAACUAUAAGGAUCUGACUGGGUUGACAAAAGAAAAUUUCAGUGAUAUGGUUCAGUAUUUGUCAACCGUGAGAAAUACUGGAAACAGAUCAGUCAGGACAUGCCUUGGCAUAUUUCUUAUGAAAUUGAGGGUUGGAUUGGCGAAUAAAAUUCUGGCCACAAUAUUUGGAUUAAAGACAACUCACAUUCAAAGAAUUAUACAUGCAGUAAGGAGAACGCUCAUGGAAACAUUUGUUCCGCACACAGUGGGUUUUCAACAUAUCAACCAUGAUGACAUGGCCACCAGUCACACCACUCCAAUAGCUCAGAAGUUGUUUACAACCCAGCCAGGCCAAGCUGUUGUAGUCCUUGACGGAACAUACAUCUUUAUUCAGAAGAGUCAAGACUAUCGAUUUCAGAGAAUGUCCUUUAGUAUGCACAAGCAUAGACCGUUGGUCAAACCCAUGGUCAUUGUUGGAACAGACGGAUAUAUAUUGUCAGUAUUAGGACCAUACUUCUCAGAUGGCCAUAACAAUGAUGCAGCUAUCACAAAGCAUGCCAUAACAAACAACGUGGAAAACAUGGCAUCUUGGUUUCAGAAAGAUGACAUCUUUCUGGUUGACAGAGGAUUUAAGGAUGCCGUGAAGUUUUUAGAGGACAGUGGUUACAUGGUAAAAAUGCCCAUCUGUCUCCCAAAAGGGUCGAAACAACUUUCCACCCAAGAUGCCAAUCUUACACGCCUAGUAACAAAAUGCCGAUGGGUUGUAGAGAGUACAAAUGCUAGGAUCAAACACUUUCGUUUUUUUGAUAAGAUUGUUCCCAACAGCAUGAUUCCAAGCAUUGGAGACCUUGUAAAAAUUAUUUGUGGAUUGCUGAACAAAUAUAAGGGGGCAUUAAUUCAACAGCCAGAGGAUGAUGAAGUGGCAAGAAAGAUGCUGGAACGGUCACUUAUGGAAAAUCCUUUGAAACUGUUUGUGGAAGAAAACAAUUUGGCUAGACGAAGAUCUGCAUAUAGAAAACUCGAUGGAGAAUCAUUACAGGACUUUCCUAGACUAUCUCUAGAUAUUUUGAGAUCCAUUACCCUAGGAGUCUAUCAAAUCAAGCAAGCACCAAACUAUGCACGUGAGCAUAUAUCGGAAGAAGGAAAUUUUGAUUUGUUGGUCUGCAAAGAGAAUGAAUCGCUACUGCAGGUUAAGAUCCAGUCAAGACAUACAAAGGCUGCAGUUCAUACUCUCUGGAUUGACUACUCUUGUGGAACAGAUCUCCCUAUUAAAGGCUGGUACUGCACUUGUAAAGUUGGAGCCAGAAUGGUCGGGUGCUGCGCUCAUGUAGCGAGUGUCUUAUGGUAUCUUGGCAUAGAGAGACACGACAAAGUUCUGAAACCAUCUCGAUUGUCCUCUACAACAGCAGUCUUCCAUUGUAGAGAACAUGAAACUUAA
Molecule: messenger RNA, 1824 nt
Organism: Saccostrea cuccullata (small rock oyster)
Lineage: Eukaryota; Metazoa; Mollusca; Bivalvia; Ostreida; Ostreidae
Exons: 1
Coding region: 1-1824 (607 amino acids)
Molecular function (GO): zinc ion binding
Source: RefSeq, a predicted model, not a curated record